UAUAUCCAAAAAACAAAACAUAAAAGGUCAUUUCUCUUUUAAAGACUGACCUCUAAUGUGUUUAUGGAAUCUGAUUAUCAGUGUGUCUUAUCACACGCUGGAUAAAUGAAUCUUGGAAUACGACUCUUGCAUUCAGCAGUUUUUUCCUCAAACAAUCUCAGACUAUUUUUACCCUUGAAGUGCACCACGGUGCUUCGCAGCAGCCGACCUUUUUCCCAUCCUGAAAAGCUACUUGAUUUCCACUUCACAACAAUGACCUGUCCUGUCCUGUCCUGUCCUGUCCUAUGUCCACAUCCUCCCUAUCCUCCCUAAUAUCUUCCAAACGCUCUUCUGGGGGGCGGAAAGUCUCCGGCUGAAAGUUGCAGCUCGCAGAUAUCAGUAAGAACAAUGGUCAAGGAUAAGGCGGGCGUCCAGAAGUUGUGCGAAACGGGGACUUCAUCAUAAUUGCUGUUAAUAAUUACAGUCGUGAUAAGCAAGGCAGAGAGGUGGCAUUUAUUGAUGGCAAAGCCGUCUGAGGUCCCAGUUGAUCUCCAGGAGCUGGGAGGAGGAGGAAGACGAGAGAGAGGAGAGUUUGGAUUUGAGACGGAUUAGGACACAGUAAGGUAGAGCCACAUAGAGGAGUGGAAGCAGCAGCGCUCCAGGCAGCAGAGACGAGACGAGAUGAUGCGACCGGGAGCUCAGCAGUACGUGGUGGCCAGGCCGCUGUACUCGGAGGAGUCCUUCGCAGAGGACCAUGAGGUGGUCUACAGGCACCGCAAGACCAUGCUGGACCACUUCAAGCAGUACUUCACAUGUGACACCAAACGAGCCAAGAACACAGCUCUGUCUCUGCUGCCGGUCAUCGGCUGGAUGAAAAUAUACCGAAUCAAAGAGUGGCUGCUCAGCGACAUCGUGUCUGGUAUCAGCACCGGACUGGUAGCCGUCCUGCAAGGUCUGGCCUACUGUCUGCUGGCCUCUUUGCCGCCCUGGUACGGACUCUUCUCCGCCUUCUUCCCUGUUGUCCUUUACUUUUUCCUCGGCACCUCCAGACACAUCUCAGUGGGUCCGUUCCCGGUCUUGUGUCUGAUGAUCGGCUCGGUGGUCACCAGGCUGGUCCCCGACGAGGGUCCGCCAACCCUCAACAUCACAGCAUUUGAAGGCCUAACCAGAGACGAACAGAGAGUUCUGGUGGCUUCUUCUGUCAGCUUCCUCGCCGGGAUCAUGCAGCUGGCUAUGGGUGUCAUGCAGGUGGGCUUUGUCGUCAUGUACCUGUCCGACACUCUGGUGUCCGGCUUCACCACAGCGGCUGCCGUCCACAUCCUGGUGUCUCAGCUCAAGUUUGUGUUGGGGUUGACCGUUAAGGGCAUCAGCGGUCCGCUCGCUCUCAUAUAUACCCUGGAGAUCAUCUUCAAUCAGAUCACCUCCACCAACGUGUGCGACGUGGUGAUCUCCUUAGUGAUCAUGGUGGUGGUGUUCAUCGUGAAGGAGCUGAACGACAGAUUCAAAUCCAAGCUGCCGGUGCCCAUCCCCAUCGAGGUCAUCAUGACUGUCAUCGCAUGUGGAGUUUCAUACGCGUUCGACUUCAAGACGAAAUACGGCAUUGAGGUUGUUGGGCCUAUUCCAAGAGGGUACGAGUCUCCGAUUCCUCCGGACCUGGAGAUCUUCCAGGAGACGGCGGUGGAAGCGUUCCCCAUGGCCAUCGUUGGUUUUGCUGUUGCCUUCUCUGUGGCUAAAGUCUAUUCUGUAAAACACGAUUACACCAUAGAUGGAAACCAGGAGCUGAUAGCUUUUGGAGCCAGCAACAUCUUCGGAGCUUCCUUCAAGUCUUUCGCUGCGAGUACGGCUCUGUCCAGGAGCGCCGUGCAGGAGAGCACAGGAGGCAAGACUCAGGUAGCUGGUUUACUGUCAGCUGUCAUAGUGAUGAUCGUCACGUUGGCCAUCGGAUUCCUGCUGGAGCCGCUCCCGAAGUCUGUGCUGGGUGCCGUGGUCAUCGUCAACCUGAAGGGCAUGCUGAUGCAGGUUAGAGAUGUCCCGUACCUCUGGAGGAGGGACAAACCAGACUGUGUGGUGUGGCUCGGUACCUGUUUAGCAGCCAUCUUGCUGGGGCUGGAUCUCGGGCUGGCUGCAGGCCUCGGAGUGGAGCUGCUCAGUGUCGUCCUCAGGACUCAGUUCCCUCGCUGCAGCGUGCUGGCCAACAUCAAAGGAACGGAUAUCUACAAAGACAGAAAGGACUACAUUGAUAUAUACGAGCCGGAGGGAGUGAAGAUCUUCAGGAUCCCAUCACCGAUCUUCUUCGCCAACAUCGAGUUCUUCAGGACCAAGCUGGUGGAAGCUGUUGGAUUUAACCCGUUGAGAGUGUUGAGAAAGAGAAAUAAAGCACUGAGGAAGAUCCGGAAACUUCUGAAGAAGGGAGACCUUCAGUGGACAUCAAAAGGUUUCCUGAACACCUCGUUUGGACCCAUCAAGGAGUCAGAUGAUGAGAGCAACAUGGAGGAGCUGGACCUGCCCACCGACUUCAAGGACCUUCCCGUCCGGGUCGACUGGAACGCCGACCUUCCCGCCAACAUUGUCGUUCCCAGAGUGGACGUCCACAGCCUGAUCCUGGACUUUGCUGCUGUCUCCUUCCUGGAUAUCUCUGCUCUGAAGGGACUCAAAACGAUGCUGAGAGAGCUGAUCCGGGUUGAAGUCGAGGUCUACAUCGUGGCUUGUGAUACUUACAUCCUGCAGAAACUACACAACUGCUGCUUCUUUGACGAUGAAGUCCAGCCGUCGAUUUUCUUCCUGACGCUGCACGACGCCAUGCUGCACAUCCUGGAGAAACACCCGGGGUCUACGGAAAAUAAAUCUGACUAUGACAAGAUUAUAACGACAGUCACAGUUCAUCACCCUGGAGGCAGCUUGAGGAGCAGAGAUAGAAACGCUCCGGAUCCAGAAACCAGGUUCUAACGUCUGAACGAGAAGAUUUCUGGAGAGAAAACGACCAAAAAGACCAAAGAAAAUAAGAGUAAAUGUUUUACAGAUCAUGUUGUACAAAAACUGAAUGUAGAGAAUAACAAGUGAUAACUUUAUACGUCUGACAAUCUAAGUUUACAUUUACAGUAUUUACUGGAAUGUAAGAAAAGUAAUUCCACGGUGUUGAUGUUUUUUUUUUUUAUACUGUAUAUAGUGAAUUUGUAGAAAUUUUAGGUGCAAUAUAUUUGACAUGUUUUAUAGUUAUAUUUUCAUGAUAAUGAGAAUUAAAUGAAUAUCUCUCAGCACACAGUUCUCUAAAUAAUGUUGGGACCAAAGCAAUGUGAAAAAAGACUGAAUGUGCAGUGCUUGAAAUAUUGGAAUAAAUAUUUUAUCACUCUAAAUAAUGACA
Messenger RNA from Sebastes umbrosus (honeycomb rockfish), 3340 nucleotides. Its product is annotated as chloride anion exchanger-like. The record is from RefSeq and is a predicted model, not a curated record. Bases 661 to 2925 code for a protein of 754 amino acids. Lineage: Eukaryota; Metazoa; Chordata; Actinopteri; Perciformes; Sebastidae. Gene Ontology annotation, molecular function: chloride transmembrane transporter activity; oxalate transmembrane transporter activity; sulfate transmembrane transporter activity. Gene Ontology annotation, cellular component: membrane. Gene Ontology annotation, biological process: transmembrane transport. The transcript has 21 exons.